UAGAUAUUAUAUAUAUAUAUAUUUAAAUAUUUCCACUUCUUCAGCAUUUUAAUGUACAAUAUAAAGUAAAGAGAAAAGUGUGUAGAUGUGGCUGCCAAGCAUAUGACAGAAAAAAUGCAUACACAGAAAAGAAAUGACUACAACAUCAAUUGAGCGUCGGUUUUAAUUUGCUUGAAAAUUUGCGGAGUGUAUUUGAAGGGAGGGUGAGGGGAUUUAACUAGCAAGCUUUGAGCAGAGGAUAAGUGAGGAGGGGAAAGAGCAAGUGCUUUAAAGAGGACGAGAGGGAGUGAGGGAGCAUAUGUGCAGGAGGGUGGGAGGACCGGAGAGAGAGAGAGAGAGAGAGAGAGAGAGAGAGAGGACAAGCGGAUGGUUGCUGUGAAAUCCGUUAACAGGGGAGCUCUGUGCAUUUGUUAGACGUCUUGGCCGCUUGCCCAACUUGGCUCAUUGUAAUCGAGGCAUGAUCGUCGACUCCAGGCAGCCCUCUCUGCCGCCUCGGCUGCCUCGCGCCUGGACCCAGCCCAGCUCUCACCGCUGACAUGGAAAGAGCCGCCCCCAGUGACAUGAUGCCCAAGAGGGAUCAUGAGAGGGAUCUGGAGCUGGACAAGAAGAUUGAGGCUCUCCGCAGGAAGAAUGAAGCACUCAUGAAGAGAUACAAGGAGGUAGAGGAGGACAAGAAAAGGGCAGAAGAGGAAGGAAUGGCACUGCAGAGCCGCAAGGGCAAAGCUGAUGAUCUUACUAUCACAAUCAGCAAGUCCACCAGUCAGGAUAAUCGUGUGGUGGUGACAAAGCCAUUUAGCGGUGGUUCACCAGCUGGCAAAGGACAGCAGGACGCUGGGCCUGACAGGGGGGAAGAAGGCCCGCUGCAGGGUGCUGGCCGAGGCCACAGGAAGCAGCUAAUGGUCACCAUGGCUGGCAAAAAGGGUAAGAGGCUGGUGAGUGAGAGGCCAGAGAGGAGGCCAGGUCCUGCGGACAUCAAGAGCCCUACAGAUGACGGACAUGCCAAGCGCGUUGAGUCAGCAGGGAGGGGGAAGCAGCCACCUCACAUGGCCAAGAGAGACACAGCAGCACAGGAUCAGGUUAAACAAGGUCAGAAGCACACUGAAGAGCAUCACAAGCUUACAGAGCAAUUUCAGGAGCCAGAGAGCCCGCAGGCCAGCACAGACCUCAACAUCCCCACAUCGAAAGAGGAGCAGGAGGAGUAUCUGCGGUGGAAGAAAGAGCGUGAGCAGAUCGAUAGGGAGAGAGUGGCACGCCACAAAAACGCCAAGGGCCAGUGGAGACGAGCGUGGGACAUGGACAAAACUGAGAAUAUGUUUUCAGACAAAUCCAUCCCUGACAGAGACUGGGGGCCCAGCAGCAGAGGUGGACGGAAUGCUAGAAGAGGACAAUCCAGGGUGGAUUCAAGAGGUCAUGAGAAACGAGGAAAAGACAAGGGAGCUAAAAACGUACUGGUGAUGAGCAGUAAAGCAAAAGGCAUAGAUCGUCUUACUGGAAGAGCCAGGAGAUGGCAGGCAAAUGAAGAAGGAGAGAACCUACAGACUUCUGACACAACAUUAGAGGAAUUCUUGGAGGAACUUGAUGCCCUCACAGAUCCUGAGGUAGAAGAGCAGAAAGACCAGGACUCAAAAAUGAAGUUGUCUCCCAGCCCAGUUUCAGUGAGUACAUCGGAGGAAGUGCAUGGAUCCCCAGCUCCUGCGUCAGCUGCUAGCCUGAGAGAGGACUCCCCCGCUCAGGGGACGGAAGAGGCCUCGUCCCCUCGGGGUUUGGAGAAGAAGGUACGCUUCUCAGAAGAACUAAUCCAGGGGGCUCACACUAGGCAAAGCACAGGCUCGCAGGACUCGGUCAGCUCAGAAUCAAGAAGUCUGAGCUCCUUAAAAACUUCCUCACCUAAAAAAGAACAAGGGCUACAGCAGCCUGUUGAAAGUGCCAAGCAGGAUGAUGGUAGUCCUCAGGAUCAGGGAGGUGGUCCGUCUGCUCCUCCUGUUGCCCAGCAGCAGGCACCUGAAACUGAAUGUACUAGAAAAGACAGCCACCUUCUAGCGACUCCCAGCUCCCCCUCCCUUGAAAAAGCCUGUGGCUCUCUACAGGAGGGCUCUGUCCAGCCAGUAGAACUUUCCAAGUGCAACAUCAGCAACGCAAACGCAGAGGAACUAAUAGACUCCGGUCUGUCUGUCCUGAGCCUGGAGUCAGGAGAAACACACCCGACACACUCUACUAGCAGUGACAAGGCAAGAGAGCAUGGGAAGAUUGUUUGAUACUGAAACCAAAUCACAGAAACACAGAGCCUUGCCUCUUUGCAUUUGGAUGCAUCAUUUUGCUUUGGGUAGCUCAUUUGAGGUGUCCUGUUUGUGGCUCACACACAAAACCCAUGGUUGAAUUUUGCUGUGGCGUGUCUCACCCUGUGGAAGUUUUCAAAUGUCUAAAAUUUGACAUAGGAAUGGUUUUUCCCUGCUCAAAUAUUUUUACAUCCAAGCACUUUAUGAGGAUAAAAGGAUGUGUACUGACAUUGUUCAGUACAUUAGUAUGCAGCUUGAGUGCAAUACGACUGAAUGUUUACAUUUGUAUGAAAUUGUCAAGGUACAUAUCAGGAGGCAAACUAAACACUUACAUUUAGGUAGCCCUGGAAAACAAACUUCAACCACAGUAAAAUUAUUUAGUGCCUGAUUCUGCCUCAGAGGUAUUUUCAAUAGAUGAAAUAAACUCUGUAUUAUAUGAUUAUAGAGUAGAGACAGACCUACAGUAGAGUCUGUCUUUCUACUCUCAGAUAUUAUUUAUUAACUGCUUCCAGCAUCAGUCACUGGUCUUUCACGUAUUGGAAAUCAAAAGAUUAUUAAAGGGCACUUUUGACACUUUCUGUCUCACUGGCUACUGUCCCAGACCUUCUUAAGUUUCUAAAUAUUACUACUGACAUAAAUGUUUUUAUCAUUAGUGACAUUUAAUGGGGCACUCCAUCAGUUUUACAGACCAAGCUUAGUAAGGCAUCAUAGUGAGUGCUGCUCAGCUUGUUUAAACAGUUGUACAAUAAUAAUGAUAUUACGUGGCUCUGGAGGAGACAUAAUAACCCCGAUGAUGCCAUUGUAAUGUCAUCCAGGGUAUCUCAAUGUGGAAAUCACAAAAUUGUAACAGAAUUGUAUACUACAAACUGGAGGUGUGGUGCCAGGCAGAAAAAUCCAACAAAGAAAUGCUCUUUGUAUUUGCAUUAUGGGAAAUGUAGUAACCAGUGCUUUUGGAGCUUGGGAACUAAAAGUGAAAAUAUCCUGGCUUCUGCUUUAUAUAUUUAGAUGAUUCUUUUUUAAAUUUGUCUCUCUCCAGCUGUAUGUAAGAAAAGAUGUAAAUUGCUGGAGUACCCCUUUAAUGUCCAUACAGCAGUCAGCAUAAUCCACAUUACUGACACCAAAACAUGUGGCUGCAUUUUUUUUAAUUAAUCACAGUCAAAAGUGACACUAUAGAACUAAAAUCUCAAAUUUGCCCUUUAACAUGCG
Molecule: messenger RNA, 3482 nt
Organism: Scatophagus argus
Lineage: Eukaryota; Metazoa; Chordata; Actinopteri; Scatophagidae
Product: coiled-coil domain-containing protein 9B
Exons: 14
Coding region: 537-2255 (572 amino acids)
Source: RefSeq, a predicted model, not a curated record